CAAGGCAGGAUGUGUGUGUUUGUCUGUAUCUAUGUGUUUGCGUAUGUGUGUGUUUCUGCCCUGCAGACAGGGACACAGCCACCUGCCUCUACCCUUCCCCAUCCUGCUGCCCUGGGUGGUCCUACGGAAGGACCUGUGUGCUUUUGCCAUGGCCUUAGCUGCCCAGGUGACCCACAGCCUCCAAGAUGGGAUCUUUCAGUUUCUUCGGCCCCAGAAUGUCCUCCUCCUGAGGCAGGUGCAGCUUAGUCAGCCAAGGUCCGGCGUGGACAGCAGAGUUCUGGUGAUGACACAGUGGAGGGCAUACAUCUUUCCCUGCAGGCAACCUGUCAAGGUGGAGAGUUCCUUCAGUUACUUAGAGAUCUCUGCCAUCACCGUCGGACACUUGUAUCAGCUGGCCAUCGAAACGGACAGGCAGAACUACUCCUUUACCCUCAUGACCAUGGAGGACCUAGAGACUGUGGUCCGACACGUGACCACCUCACUGAAGAAGAUCUUCCCCGACUCAUCCCCAGGGCGGCUCCUGAAGAAGGUCCCCAUGGACCUGCAAGACCAGCUGCGUAAGCUGACAACCAGCGUGGAAGAGCAACUCAACGGCACCCAGGGGCCCUGUGGUGGCUUCUCAGAGACAUACGCUGCUCUGUGCGACUUCAAUGAGUUCCCCUGUCGAGAGGAGGUCAAGUGGGAUGUGGACAACAUCUACCAUGUCCAAAAUUGCCGGGACUUCAACCUGAUGGACUUCAGCCACCUGGACAGCCAAGAUGUGGCCCUGGCUGUUGCUGCCCUGUCAUUCAACCACUGGUUCACCAGGAUCUCCAACAGAGAUUCUCGGGUGAGUCCAGAGGUACAGGAGCAGAUUCUCUACAUGAUCAACAGAUCCCCCAGGCUGGAGGAGGUGUGUUUGGAGAGCAGUGGUCUCAGACCCGACUUUGCGCAAAGAAUGGCCUGUGCUCUCCGGGAUCAUACUGGCUCUGUUUUACACACCAUCAAUCUGUCAGCCAAUCCGAUAGAGGAUAAAGGUGUUGUGGCUCUCAGCCAGCAGCUGGAGAAACUGCCCCAGACCCUCACACACCUCUCCCUCUCCAAGGUGUCGCUGUCACCCAAAGGUGUGGCCAGUUUGGCCCAGGCCUUCUCCCUCAAGUCCUUCUCUACUUCAUUACAUCAGCUGGACCUUUCUGGCAACGCAGGCUGUUUGGCCACAGAGGAGGCCACGUGCCUGUUCACCUUCCUAUCCAGAGAGAAUGCCGUGUCUUACCUGGAUUUGAGUGGGACAGACUGCCCACUGGACACUCUGUUUGUGUCCCUCUCAGCUGGAUGCUGCUCCAAGAUGGCUUACCUGAGUCUGUCCAGGAACACCUUCUCACACAGGAAGGCGAAGGAGGUGACUCGCAGCGUGAGGGACUUCUUCAGCAGGAGUGAGGAGCUGAAGUAUGUGGGCUUGGCAGGGACGCGGCUGCCAGCAGAUGCUCUGCGAUUGAUGCUACAGGGUUUAGCCACAAACACUCACCUGACUGGACUGGAGGUGGAUCUGAGCAGCUGUGAGCUGCGCUCUGCUGGUGCUCAGGUCAUCCAGGAGCACAUCUUUGAAGCCAAAGCCAUCAGCAGCCUGGACCUGUCAGACAAUGGUCUGGAGAGCGACAUGGUCACCCUGAUCCUCUCAAUCGGCCGCAGUCACUCCAUCAGACACCUGGCUCUGGGGCGCAACUUUGCUAUGAAAUCCAGGGCGCUGAGUGAUGUUCUACACCGCAUCGUGCAGCUCAUCCAGGAGGAGGAGUGUCCAAUUGAGUCACUGUCUGUGUCAGACUCCAAGCUCAAGACGGGGACAACAAUCCUCAUCAACAGUCUGGGCCGCAACUUGAGCCUCACCACUAUUGACAUCAGUGGUAACUGCAUCGGUGAUACCGGUGCAAAGAUGCUGGCCAAGGCCCUGCUCAUCAACACGCGCCUCAGGACUCUGGUCUGGGACAGGAACAAUGUGACAGCAGCUGGACUGACAGAUGUGGCCAAUGCUUUGGAGAAGAACUCCACACUACAGACCAUGUCCCUCCCCAUGAGUGAUCUGACCCAGGCAUAUCGCAGCAACCCAGAGAAAACCGAGGAGGCCCUGAACCGGAUCCAGGCAUACUUGCACAGGAACAGCCAACAACAGGAAGUGACAUCAGACCAUGUGCUUCAGCUUCAGCAGGCCCUAAAAACCACUCAGUCAGAGAAGCUGGUGGAGGAGCAUUGCCUGAAAGUGCAAGAGGUGAUCCGGCCACUGUCCACGCUCAGCCUCCAGGAUGUGCAGAGCGACAUCUUGUGUGCGGAGGAAGCGCUGCACCAUGCUAGGACCUCAGUCGGGCUGCUACCGACCCUGUUUGAGGUGGGAAGAGCGCCCCCCAGCAGUGAUAUGCUGCAGCAUGUCUUGAGAGACGCAGCGCGUGUGGUCACCAAUGAGGUGGUCGAGGAUAUUCAGGAACUCAUGCAGACCAUGCUGCAGCGUGCACAGAGUGUGUGUCCACGCGUCGUCCAGCGCCUCAGUGUUAGUGAGCAGCUGACCUCUUGCAUGGCCAGGAUGUCCCGACAGGCUGCUGUCUUCCUGCAGGAAGCAUUAGUGGAGCAGGCAAGCAAGCUGGUCAGAAGCAAGCUGAGUGAACUGAGACAGACUGUGAGCAUCUCACUAGCAGAGAGCAUCAUUACCGAGGUUAUCCAGGACCUUUCUGUAUCCCAGCAGAAACUGGAGCGCCACAUAAAGGAGUAUACCCAGCCUGUGAGUGGCUGCUCCUCUGCCACACCCAGGGCCAACAUCCCUCAGCUGCGGGUGAUGGAAGCAGAGUUCCCCACAGAUGAGUACGUCCCCGUUUCCUGGAGCAGCGGGUUCCCCACUGGGAGUAUCCGCCCAGCACCCUCUGUCAAAAGUCUCCUGGAUGCAGAGACAGACUCCCAACAGUAUGGUGAGAACCAGCUGCUACCCGAUGCAGGAGGGGCAGCAAUGGCGGGAGGAGGGUGGGCCUUGGCUCCACAGUCUGUCACUGUUGGCCAGGCCAGGCCCCGUCCCCUCAACCUUCCUCAGGAUGCUGCCUCUCACCUAGCACCACAGGAUCCAGAUUUCAUUGACAGCCCCAUGGAGCUGCCUGUGGAAGGUCAGCGGCUGAACCACUACACACAUCUGAGGCCGCGGCCGCAGCGCACACACCGCCAGGUACCCACCAAGACACAGCACAGACACACCACUAAGGGAGAAUAUGGCACUCCUGAGGACAUGAGCAGGGUUGAUGAGGGGGUGGAAGAGUUCUUCAGCAAGAAGGUCAUCGCUGACAGUCCACAGACCCUAAAAGGGAUGGUACUUCCUAUGAAGGCAGGACAUGUUGAAGAGGGAGGCUCCACCCACUCCAAGGACAGAAGGAGGAAAUUUGGGGACUUCUUUGCCUUUAAAAAGCUUGGUGUGGGAUGGGGCCGAAGGGCUGAGGGGGCACCAGAAGACCACAGGAUGAUGAAGAACACAUCCAUUGUGGAGCUCAUCCGGCCGCUACGGGAAGCAGCACGAGCCGAUAGGGACAGGAGGAGGGACAAGGAGAGGUUGCUUCAGGAAAGUGCCCCUCAAAGGCCUGUAACUGCCCCAGGGAAAACUCAAAGCCCCACCCCUGCAGCAGCCCCCUCUGUGGCUACUCCUGCCACCAGCUACACCCCUCCACCUGCCCUGGAACGCAGAAAGAGCCGUACUCCGGACACCAAGAGGAAGCUUGGCACCCCAAGCAACCUGCGGGAUGCCAAGUCCCAGUCACUCAUUUUGCUGCCUGUUGCACACUCGUCCGGGUGUGGCACGACACAACUUUCUGGUUUCCCGUCUGGCUUGGAACAUGCACAGUAUGAGGGCAUCACCAAGACAACAGCAGAUCCUUUGGACACAAAAGCAGACCAGGAGGCCAAGGGAGAGCUUCUCAGACUGGGAUCAGAGGACCCCAGUUGGCCGUUGCGACCCCCUGUGACCAGGAUAUCGCCCAACUGGCUGCCCCCCCCCAACCGGCCCUGCCCACUGACCCCCCCCAGACCAGGUGUGAAGUUCAAGGAUCCUCCAGUCACCAUCUCUGCCUUGGUGGUGCCAAACCUCCCGAGUUCAUCCCGCGAGCCCCCCCCGCCCCCUGCAAAACACUCUCCCAUACCCAGUCCCCGGAGGGAGGCUCCACCCAUCCCCUUACCUCAAAGAGUGGUGACAGCAGAGGACGGCCGGGACCGAGCACAAUCGAUAACUGAAGCCAUGCUCCCACAGCCACGGCCACGGACCAAGCCAGCAUCCCACCGCAGAGCUGUCUCUGUCCAUGAGGAGGCGCUCUAUGAGCAGAUGAUGUCUCUGGACCCCCAGGUGCUGAGAGAGGCACGGCCGCAGUUGCAAAGGCUGCCAGUGCGAAAGCGGACUCAUCCGCGGGACCUGCCCCCCUACAGUGAGGACCAGGCAGGAGCAGCAAAAAGCGCAGAGAGGGGUGCAGCUGGUGCACCUGGGGACAAGGUGGUAAGCUGCUUUGGACCCCGACCUCUAAAACACACGGAGUGACCUGGGCCCAUUCUCUACUCUGCUUAUGUACAAAAAUCUACAUUGCAUAUAUUAUAAAAAAUGCAAAUGUACUUUAUUAUCAUUAUUUUUAUUAUUCUUAAUAAAAUAGCCAUUGUGUGCAUUUUA
Scleropages formosus (Asian bonytongue) is the source of this 4654-nucleotide messenger RNA. Its product is annotated as F-actin-uncapping protein LRRC16A-like. The transcript is spliced from 39 exons. Gene Ontology annotation, molecular function: protein binding. Bases 32 to 4528 code for a protein of 1498 amino acids. NCBI's taxonomy places the organism in Eukaryota, Metazoa, Chordata, Actinopteri, Osteoglossiformes, Osteoglossidae. Gene Ontology annotation, biological process: cell migration; regulation of Arp2/3 complex-mediated actin nucleation. The record is from RefSeq and is a predicted model, not a curated record. Gene Ontology annotation, cellular component: plasma membrane; lamellipodium.